This is a messenger RNA of Nasonia vitripennis (jewel wasp), 8853 nucleotides long. Its product is annotated as rho-associated protein kinase 2. Gene Ontology annotation, cellular component: cytoplasm; cytoskeleton. Bases 851 to 4993 code for a protein of 1380 amino acids. NCBI's taxonomy places the organism in Eukaryota, Metazoa, Arthropoda, Insecta, Hymenoptera, Pteromalidae. Gene Ontology annotation, molecular function: small GTPase binding; ATP binding; Rho-dependent protein serine/threonine kinase activity. The record is from RefSeq and is a predicted model, not a curated record. The transcript is spliced from 15 exons. Gene Ontology annotation, biological process: peptidyl-threonine phosphorylation; cortical actin cytoskeleton organization; mitotic cytokinesis.
AGGUAUAGUGUACAUUAUAUUAUAUUGUGUAUAGUCAGACCCAGACCAGACCGACGUCCGACAGUAGGUAUAUACCGCUGCUCUCUCGUCGGUCGUCGCGCGAGAAGUCGUGCGAGUGUGUUGGUUGGUAGUACAGCGCUAUAGCUAUAGCUAUAGAGCGCUAGACGUGUAUAUAAUACUAGAGAGAGCGAAAGAAAGAAAGAGAGGAGAGAGAGAGAGAGAGAGAGAAUUUUCCAAAUGGCGCAGGCACGGCUCAGCUGUGAGCUUACGCGAGAGUGGUUAUUGUUAUAACACAGCCAUCGGCGCAGUCGUCUCCUCUGCAAGUGUGUGUCCACACUCGUAGCCAAUUAUGCGCUGCUUCUUCGCCUACGCGUCAUCCUCGGCUCUCCCUCGUCGUCGCUGCUGCUGCUGACCGAUCGUCGACGUCCUCGCGCAACGCUGCUGCUGCUGCUACACGUCUUACAGCCCCGCAUCGUCGCAGAGAGAGCGAGAGAGAGAGAGAGAGAGAGAGAGAGAGAGAGAGAGACGGAGAGAUAGAGAGUGAGAUCUAUCUCGAAAGAGCAUCUUAGCCUCCUCGCGAAAAUAAGUAAGGAGCGCGCGCGAGAUGCGCCGCCGCUUCGCCUCGUAGCAGAGCAGCCCCCGCGGGAGUAGCCACUGAGCGCGAAAAUAUGCGGAAAACCUGAGGAAGUCUGCGCGAGAGAAGACGCGAGAGACGGCAACGGCACACCUGCAGCGGCGCAGCCCGCUCUCCGAGCUGAGGAAGUCGGCGGCCCCCGGGAGGUGGCUAUCUCUGGCUUCUUGGGCUUUUAUGGCACAAUCAAAACAGUAUAGCGUUAGCUGAUAAAUUGCAAUGAUGGAGAUCGUUAGAGAUGAAGAUAGGCGUAGACGCCUUAGAGCUCUGGAAGAGCGCAUUAGGGAUCCACGUAGUAUCACGAACAUCGACUGUCUACUGGAUACUGUGCAGGCUCUUGUGGCUGACUGUGAUCAUCCUAGUGUUAAACGAAUGAAGAAUAUUGAAGCAUAUAUGAACAGAUAUGAUUCAGUCGCUCAAGACAUUUGUAAAAUGCGAAUGCGCCCAGAUGACUUUACCUUGAUCAAAGUCAUUGGUAGAGGAGCUUUUGGCGAAGUGCAGUUAGUCAGGCAUAAAUCUACACAAAAGGUUUAUGCCAUGAAACUGCUGAGUAAAUUCGAAAUGAUAAAAAGGUCGGAUUCUGCGUUUUUUUGGGAAGAACGUGAUAUUAUGGCUCAUGCCAAUUCCGAAUGGAUAGUCCAACUACAUUUUGCAUUUCAAGAUCAAAAGUAUCUCUACAUGGUCAUGGAUUAUAUGCCAGGUGGAGAUUUAGUGAAUUUGAUGUCGCAAUACGAUGUGCCUGAAAAGUGGGCAAAGUUCUACUGCGCAGAAGUGGUGCUUGCGCUGGAUGCAAUACACAACAUGGGCUUUGUGCACCGCGACGUAAAGCCGGACAACAUGUUGCUCGAUAAACACGGUCACUUGAAGCUAGCGGAUUUUGGUACAUGCAUGAGAAUGGACGUUGAUGGGCUGGUACGUUCGGACACGGCGGUAGGCACACCAGACUACAUCUCCCCCGAAGUUCUGCAAUCACAGGGUGGCGAGGGUGUCUAUGGGCGCGAGUGUGACUGGUGGUCAGUUGGAGUCUUCCUCUACGAGAUGCUCGUAGGUGAUACGCCCUUCUACGCCGACUCGCUCGUCGGUACUUACUCCAAAAUUAUGGACCAUCGCAAUUCGCUGCAUUUCCCUCAAGAGCUCGAUAUCUCGCACUCGGCCAAGAGUCUUAUCUGCGGGUUCCUUACCGAUCGAAGUAAGCGUCUUGGGAGAAAUGGUGUCGACGAAAUCAAGAGUCACGCCUUCUUCAAAAACGACCAGUGGACUUUUGAAAAUUUGCGUGAGUGCGUACCACCUGUCGUACCGGAGCUGUCUGGAGAUGACGAUACCAGCAAUUUCGAUGACGUGGAAAAGGAGGACGGCCCGGAGGAGAGCUUUCCUGUGCCUAAAGCUUUCUCUGGAAACCAUCUGCCCUUCAUAGGCUUCACGUACUCUGGUGAUUACCAACUGAUUGCGAAUGCAGGCGGCAGAGAAGCCGUGGAUGGUAUGGAAAACCACGUGAACAACGGUACCAGCGAUGACAUAAAGAUCACACAGCUGGAGUGCCUACUGGACAAGGAGAGAAAGAUAGUGGAACAACUAGAAUCAAAGCAGAAAGCUCUUGCUUCUCAAUUGGAAAGCAUAACUCAAAGCGAAGCAGAACUUCGCGAAGAAGCGGCUCGUGCUGACAAGGAGCUGACGCUUCUGCGACAUAACUGCAAGGAAGCCCAGCGUCGCGUCGAGCACGAGACCGAGACACGAAGAAAAGCAGAGUCGCUGCUGGUCGAUUUGAAGAAAAAAUUUGAGGAGGAACAGUCGAGACGAGCUCGCGAUGCCAGCACGACGCAGCAGACUUCAGAAAAGAUCACGAGCCUGGAGAAGCAGAUCAAGGAGAUGCAGACGAAAUUGGAAAGAGAAACGGAAACAGUCACGAGACUGCGAAAGCAGGCUACAGAAGUGACGGUAGCCAGACAAACAGCUGAGCAGAUGGCCAACGAGCUGCAAAUCGCGAGGGCACAACUUCAGGCGCAAAGGGAUUCGUUGCAGCAGGAAGUCGCAAAUUUGCAGGGUCAGCUAUCAAAAGAGCGAAGUUCCCGAUCCCAAGCUUCUACGCUGACAGCCGAACUGGAAACUCGUUUGACGGCGCUUCAUCAUGAACUGGAACGAAGUCACGAGCGCGAAGAAAAGGUUACAGUUGAUAACAGACAACUGAACGAGCGGAUAUCUGCUCUGGAGAAGGAGGCUGCGAGUCUGGCGCUAGAAUUGAAGGCUGCUCAGACUAGAUACAACCAGGAAGUAGUAGCGCGACAAGAGACCGAACGUUCGAGAAUGGCGCCUAAGGACGAGGCCAAUUUGGAAGAUUUUAAAGGACGAAUGGAUAUAAUAUUUACAGCCCUUCAAGCAAAAUUGAAUGAAGAAAAGAAUGGAAGACAGCGCGCCGAGCUCCUAGCGCAAGAGAAAGAACGGCAAACGUCGAUGCUCUCGGUUGAUUACCGUCAAAUUCAGCAAAGACUACAAAAACUCGAAGGCGAGCACAGGCAAGAAUCCGAGAAGGUCAAGGCGUUGCAGGGUCAGAUCGAGCAAGAGCAGCAAAAACGAAACGUUCUGCAGUCAGAUUUGGCUCAGCAAUCAUCGGAGGUGAGCCGAUUAAAAGCGAGAGAACACCAGCUUGUUGGCGAAGUUACCCAGUUGAGGGAGGCUAAAAGGAAUAUUGAGGAAGAGUUGCAUCAUCUUAAAACCCAGAGGAACGUUGAUCAGCUGCAGACAAAAGAACUGCAGGAACAGUUGGAAGCUGAGGCGUACUUUUCGACGCUUUACAAAACUCAAGCACAAGAACUUCGGGAAGAGCUUGAUGAGAAGACUCGACUUCAGCAAGAAUUGGAAGAAGAACGAAGUUCGCUCGUUCACCAACUUCAGUUAUCUUUAGCUCGCGGCGAUAGCGAAGCCUUGGCUCGGUCGAUUGCUGAAGAGACUGUAGCUGACCUUGAAAAGGAGCGCACGAUGAAGGAGCUUGAAUACAAAGACAGCACGUCCAAACAUCAUCAGGAGUUAAAUGCCAAAGACCAGCUGAUAAAUCGUCUAAAAGAAAGUGAGGCAGAGGCGAAGAAAAAUUGUGAACAGUAUACCAAGGAAAAAGAGGAGCUGACAAAGCGACUGAAAGAGAUGCAAGAACAAUUAAAUAAGGCACAAUUCAACGCCGACGAGAUCGAAAGACUGAGUACCAAGUUAAAAACAGAGCAACUACUGAAACAUCAAGCCAUCAAUAAACUCACAGAGGUCUUGAGCAGAAAAGACUUGUCGGCGAGUGGAAAAACCAAGAACAAGGCUUCUUCAGCAGAUCUCAAGAAGAAGGAGAAGGACUGCAGAAGAUUGCAACAGGAAUUGACGCUGGAGAGAGAAAAAUAUGGACAAUUCUCUGCUAAAUUGCAAAAAGAUCUACAAGAUUUGCAGGCGCAACUUGUAGAAGAAAAUCAGGCCAAAUUGAGGUUGCAAAUGGAACUUGAUUCAAAAGAUUCAGAAAUAGAAACACUACAGAUGAAGAUCACGUCGAUGAACUCUGAAACGGCCAGUGUAUCGUCAAUUGAAAACGAUGGGGAGGAUUCUGUAUUGUCGGAGCACGGUGCCAUGAGGCUAGAAGGAUGGUUGAGUGUACCUAACAAGCAAAACAUUAAAAGACACGGUUGGAAAAAACAAUACGUGGUCGUUUCAUCUAAAAAGAUAAUUUUUUACAAUAGUGAAAAUGACAAGUUGAACGCAGAUCCGGUCUUGAUAUUAGAUUUGAGCAAAGUCUUUCACGUUAGAUCUGUGACACAAGGGGACGUGAUUCGAGCCGAUGCCAAAGAUAUUCCUAGGAUAUUUCAGUUACUUUACGCUGGAGAAGGCGAAGCAAGACGGCCAGGUGACGAAGGAAAUGCUUUACCUGGAGCUGAGCUGUCACAAUUGAGUGACAAGCCUGGCACUCAACCAGUAAAGGGCCAUGAAUUCAUUUCCAUUUCUUAUCAUAUGCCAACGACGUGUGAAAUUUGUUCAAAGCAGUUGUGGCAUAUGUUCAGGCCUCCACCGGCUCUCGAAUGUCGACGCUGUCAUAUCAAGGUGCAUAAGGAACAUUUAGACAAGAAAGAGGAUGCCAUAGCCCCGUGUAAACUUCAUUACGACCCUAACAGCGCGCGCGAACUGCUUGUACUUGCAGGGAGUCCUGACGAUCAGAAGUACUGGGUCACCCGACUGUCACGCAGGAUUCAGAAGUGCGGUUACAAGGCCAAUUCGCACAUCGACGGCACGGGCCAGCGCGUCUCGCCAAGAGAAUCCACGAGGUCAACGCUUAAACCGUAUUUGACAGCCCAGCAAAGAUCAGCAACUUUACCCGCGAACGCAAGCAUGGGCAAGUGACUAUAAUAAAAAGGCGAGCUUUUCUUAACCUGUAUAAUUGCAAGAAAGAAUGAUCUUUGCCACUGGUCGGGGAUUGGUCAAGCGCUCGAUCAGCAAAGAAAAUCCGAUGCCACACGCUGUUGCCGAUCUUUUCUUCUCCUUCUUACCUACUGUUCUUUUUUUUUUUUUAAGUAUGAUGAAUCAUUAUUGCAGAUUUCCUGGUUCUUACAGCCUUAUUAAUACAUGCUUUAUAUAUGAUGUGCCACAUUUGUAAUUUAACGUGCGUCGAACAAUCGAUUCUUUCUCUACCCUUAAAUAAUGAUAAGUCUUUAAACUAGGCAGAAACGUACAAAUGAAAAAAAGAUCACUUUUAUUCUAUAUUUUUUAUAGUGAAAAAGUUGCCUUUUCUGCCGAACCAUUGUAUUUUGCAUUUUUGUCAUAUAAGGAAUAUUUGAUGCAUGUCCUAUAAAAUAGGAAAAUUUGAUAAAUUUUUUAAAACAAAAAAAAUGGAUUAAGAAAAAAAAUUAAAAUACUGAAUUGUAGAUCAAUUGAAAGUAAUCUCGAUAAAUCGCUGGAAACUUGUUUAAAUUUUGAUAUUAAAAAUUUUGAUAUAACAAUAAAACAGUGAUUUCGUAAUCGUUAUUUAAGUAUAAAAAUGAACUGAGAGGGAAAGAAUAGAAAACAAUUCUAAAUAAACGUUCUUUCUUCCACAAAUAUAUAGUACAAUAACUAGUAUGCUUAUGUUUCAUUUAUUUCAAAAAGUUCUUGUACUUGAUGACUCGUUUAUAUAAUAACUUUUAUCAUGUGAGAAGUAAGGAACGUUUAAAACAACGACUAUUGUCCAUCCUGUGAUUUACGAAACGUUUUUAAUUAUUUUAAAGUUUCGUAAGAUUUAUUUUCAGAAAUAAAUUUAUCUUGACUUUAAAAUAUAAACAUUUAUGUGACAUGUCGUUCAUUUAAGAAAAAAACAAAUAAUAAUUAUAUAUUAUCAAAUGAAUUUACUAAAAUUGAGAAGUGGAAUAUGUGUGCGUGCGUGUAUAUGUGUAUAGGUACGCGGGAGAAAAAAGUAAAAUAAGAAGAAUGAAAAACACUGCGUAGAUAAACAUGCGUUGAUUUUCAAUAUUCAACGCAGUGCGAAAGACUCGAAUGCGCUUGGAAAAUCAACUGUUGUAUACAAAACUUUUGCAGCUAAAUUUAAAGAACCUUGUUCUCGUAAGGAGUUUCUCAAUACUUUACUUUGCGUUCAAAUCCUUGCGACAGGGUAGUAUCGAUUAGCUAUAACAAUAAUAAUAAUAACAAUGAUAAUAGGUAUAAAUAUUCAUUAAGAAUUUCAAAUUUUACAAUGUUUUUUGACAGAUUGAUACACUUACAAAUGUUAGACUAUUCCUGGUUGUAAUUGUGUAAAGGUAUUUUUUAUAAGUGCGACUUAAAAAGUUUUAACAAUUAAAAGUAUUUUAAAAAAUUAAACAUUUUUAUUGUGAACUUUUGUUAAUGUUAUUAUUGAUAAUUAUAUUAACAAAAUAUUUAUUGAUACUCGUCUCGCACUCUAACACAAAUCUUCAUAUCGAUUUAAAAUUUCAUUACAAAAAGUAAUUUUCACUAAACUAGAUAAAAAACAUUUUACGUAAAAAAUGCACUAUUAAUGAUUCUCAAGCGUCUUCCUACACACUCGCCUUAAAGAACAAAAAUUAAGAGAAAACCAAAUGAAAGCCUCGUGUGUGGCACAUCAUGUGAGCGCCCGCGUGUCGUUUUGUAAUUUUUGUAUUUUUUCGAAGAAUUUUUACACCCUUAUUUUGAGAGUUAUUCUCGAGUCGCUAAUAUGAAAUUCAACGUAUAUCGAAAAUAAAAACGAAGAAGGAUAAUAUUCAUUAAGACUAACCACGAUUUACAUAAAAAUGCAAAUAAUUUUUGCAAGAAUCAUGUUAUACGAUAUACAAUAUAUUAUAUAAUAUUAGGAUAGAAACCUGGCGAAUUUAUAGUAUUAUUACUUUUUAUAAUUUUUUUUGAGAAUUAAUCAAUGCUAGCGUUAUAGAAAACUUAUUGUUGCGCUGCUUUUAUAAGGAGUAGCUUAAGAGAAUUAGCUGUCACGUUGUUCCCCGCUAAAGGUAUAAUGACUGAACGAAAAAGGGUUUUAAAAUGAAAAGAAUACAAAAUUAUUACAUUUACAAUAAUAUGUAUGUCAUUUGUAAGUUUGACUCAUUGUAGAAAUGAAUUAUACGAUUAUUUUAAGUUUCAGAAAAUGCCAACCAUCAGUGUUUUAGAAAUUAAAUACAAGUACAAUAAACUGUAAUCGUUCAAAAUUAGAAAUGAAUAUUUUUUCGUUCAGUUAAGUGAUUUAUGUUAUAAUCUUGGCUGUCAAAGUUCUCUUUAUCGUGAUGAGUCUUGUUUUUCAAAUGCUACGGUUUAAUCCCCUGUAAAAAGGAUAUGAAUAUCAAAAAAAUGCAAAUAAUCGAAAUGUUUAAAAAGGAAAUAGUGCGAGUGUCGUGGGCAUGCUUUUUGCAUUCAUAAAUUAAUUCAUUGCUGAACAUCCAUAUUUAAUGAGUUUUUUAAAAUCGUGAACUUAAGUUUCGAUCGUUGUACAGUGUAUUUUCGAAAAAGGAACGAGAAUAUCAAAAUGCAGGACAUAUCUUAUGUUAUUUUGUGUCUAUAUGACUAAUCGUAUAUUUAUGCUGAAUAACUAAUGUGCGUGCUGGGAAAAAUUCACAUUUUUUGUUUUGCCACAGAAUGUAUACAAGGAGACAAUGAUGCUUAUUUUGAAAGGUUUUUUAAAAUGUUCGCAAAAGAUUAUUAUGAAUCCUGAGUAAAAAAUUGUAUAAAUUAGUUUUUUAAUUUAUUUUUUCAGCGUUAUUGUUAAGAAAAAUUAAUUCGUUAAGUAAAAUGCUUGUUUCUAGGACAAAAAUUGAAUAGUAAUUUGUUAAAAGCGCCGAAGUGAUUUAAACAAAAAGCAAAAUUAUUUAAAGUUUAUAAGAUUUUUUUAUUUAAAAGAUUAACAAGAUUCGAGAAAUUGUUUUCAACAUAUUGCCAGAAGUAAAAAGAUAGAAUGUACAUUUGGCACUUUAAACAAAUCAUCAUUGAAUUUUUACUGAAUAGAUGUAGUUGUAGUUAUUUGACACUAAUACUACACAAGUAAUAUUGAACAUUAAUAAAACUUUUGUACGACAUAAUUUCUGUCAACGUUACACAAUUGUCAUUUAAACUGCUUUUUUUCUCAGCGCAAAUAGCAAUCCUCGAAAGCUUUUCGAGUAUUCUGUAUUCGUGCAAACCAACGAAAACGCGAUUCGUGCUGUAAUUUUUCAUAAUUGCUGUAUCGCAAUGUUAGUAUAUUGUUCGAUAGAUGCACAUCCAAAGGAUGGUGCUUGGCUAUCUUUUAUCUCAAUGAGAUAAGGAUUAUCAAAAAUUUUAAAACGGAAACAUUGUACGAGCGUAUAACAUAGAGAAUAAAAGGGAACCUUAUACUGAUUAAAUUAUAAUAGCCCUUACGAGAAAAAAAGGAAACUUACUGCCCCGUGCCUUCUCCCUUUUUGAUCUCUCGCGUAUGUACACAUUAUGUAAGAGUUAACCGAUUAGAGAAUGAGAAACAGUUUUUUUUUGUGUACGUUCGUUUUUUGUAAGUUUCUGCGUGUUCAAGUGUAUAUGCGUUAACGUAUGCAUGUGUGAGUGAAAUACAAGAAGAGAAAAAAUGCAUCGAAAAGUAUAUUAAUUAAUACCGGAGCGAGAGCAAAGAUUCUUUGCGUACGCAGGAAUCGAAGGAGAGAAAGAGAGUGAGAGAAAGGAUUAAUAAGUAUGAAGAAUUUGUUACAGCGUAUUUUAUUAUUGUUUAGUUAUUUACAGCCUGUAUAUUGAUAAUUAUUAUUAUUACGAUUAAACUAUUUUGUAGAUAA